Molecule: messenger RNA, 5261 nt
Organism: Pecten maximus
Lineage: Eukaryota; Metazoa; Mollusca; Bivalvia; Pectinida; Pectinidae
Exons: 2
Coding region: 296-1468 (390 amino acids)
Source: RefSeq, a predicted model, not a curated record
UGUACCAUAUAAAAACAAGAUAUAUUUAAUUUAUGAAUAUUUUUAUAGAUCUAGCUUGAUCCAAUUACAUACGUCCACGUGGCGUCCUAACAGGUUUUCACAAUCUAUUAAUAGAAUCGGAAUUCCGGUGCUAUUCUUAAACUAGCGAAAAAGAAUCAUAUUAUAGAGAAGGCAGUCUCGUUAGGAUUCUUAGAGAGGAAGAUCUGUUAUGAUUGUUAUAGAAGACGGUCACCGUUUUGUACAGAAGAAACCAAUACAUAAAAUCUAGCAGUUGCCCAAAAAAGUCAAAAUCAAGAUGGCAAAUCAUCCUAAGUGUCUAAAACUGGCAUUUGUGUUGGUCCUGUGUUGUAACUUGAGCGACUUUAUAAUGGAUUGGGUGUUCUAUGACGACAUCAAGAAUGCAGAGGACGGCUUGGUGUUUGGGCCACAGAAAAAUCAACUGGUCACCGCAUCAUUUGUUUUCUGUAUUAUAGGGACAAUUACUUUCCUGAUAGAACUGAUUAUCGACAUACUCGAUUACAAAUGGAACACAGAUUUACUAUCUGAUAUCUCAGAUGUGAUGACAGUUAUAACACUAUUGAUCGAAGACUUGCCUCAGGUCCUCAUCAACUUUGUCAUUGCUUUGUGUCGAGAAGACGUCACCAACAUCGUACAAAUAAUGAAGGCAUCAUCAUCAAUAAUUGAGGUAAUUAUAGCAGUUAUCAUCAUGUUGGUGAAAUACUGCCGAAAAGACGAAAAAGGGAAACUAAGGAAAUGCUGCUUCAAAGCAACAUUAAUUCUUUCAGCCAUAAUAUUAGCAUUUUCCGCAGUUGUCUUUUACCUGGAAACCAACUUCGCAAAGGCACGGAUAAACUUUGACAGCCAUGGCUUGGAAGGCCCAGAAGCAGAUCGGUAUCUUCUGGGAGUGGAUAUCUUUAUGAAAUCUUCAGCCCUUCCAAGUAUCACUAGUGAUCAAUGGUUGAAUAUUACGAGUAUACAAACCAUAACAAGAUUACCUAGUCAGUCUCAGUCAGUAGGGCUCCUCGUCACAGCACAAUACGUAUGGAUGAUGAAGGUGCCCACUUUAUCUGGGGAAUCGCUGCCAUGUUACAAUAUAACACAAGCAUCGAUACUCAAUCCUCUCCCGCCGGCACAAUGUCCAGGUAUUCCGUUAUUUACAGAGGACAGUAGGUACAUAACGGUGAAGCUAACGUAUGUGGUCCCAAAUAGGAGACAGCCACUGGGAGAUAUACUGUACAAUUACCAAGUUACUGACCAAAACUGCACGCCCGUCUCGACACCACCCGUGACAUUGAAGUAUUUUAAGGGUAAAUCAGACAGGAAGGACGAUCAGAUCUUGAUCCCACCGUCUGACCUGCAAGAUGUACGAGAAGUAUGGAAGACUGGGAGGGGAUCUUGUAAGAGCACCGCGCGCGAGCGUCCAAAAUUAUCCUCUACGAUGGACGUACCCUGUGUGCAAUUGGGGUAGAUCAACACAAUCUAAUAUGAGCCUGUUCCGUGGAGAGGAAGGAUAUCUAAACCCGAGUGUAAGAGGUUGGCUAGUCAGCAUGAGGCUUUCCUACUGGGUAUUUUCCUGGAUAUACUUCCAUCUGGCCUGAACACGCCUUGGUUAGCAAAUGUUAUAAUGUUAGGGUUUCAUUCAUUAAAAAAAAAACACAAAAAAAAACCCAACAAAACAAAAAAACAGGGAAUGCCAUCAAAAUAACAAAAUCGUAAUUCUAAUUCAAAACCGAUAAAACUAGGGUAAAUAUGAACAAAAAAAAUCUAUAUCUGCAUGGAGAAGACAAUUGAGAACAAGAAUAAGAUCAUGCGUUCUAGUGGAGUAAGGCUCUUCUGCGUCAUCGACCAUACAAAUCUAAAUCAAAUCAGUUUAGUCACAUUCUCAAAGUGAGAACCACGGAGCCACUAGCCAUUUCAACGAGCAUCGAGUACGUCUGACUUAUAUCGCAAAAGGAAAUAGAACUUUCCAAUGAUCUCCAUCAACGUGCAUCUUUGGACACUUUGUUUAUAUUCAGUCAGUAGUUGACAUUUGUCACGGAAAUCGUGAUGAUGGGAACAAGCCGCUGAUUAUCGAAUACAUACGGGACAUAAGCAUCGCAGAUAGGCGUAGCAGGGAUGUUACUAUCUAGAAAUGAAAAAUUACAUCUAACAAUUUAAUUAGAAUGUGGAAGCCGCCAUUCAUUCAUUGAGUCAUUAGUGUAACUACUGACAGCAUUAACAUUGUGCCCAUGUUUUUAUCGACGUAUCAUAAACUGCUGUACAUUUAAGUAUACCAGUCAUUGAGGCAUCCUUACCUAGCGUAAACUGCGAGUGUAUAUAUAUGUACAUUAUGAUAACUUACAAGGUUACAAAAUGUACUGUAUCAUCUAUAUAUAAAUAACUUAAUGAGUUAUUGCAUCAUCUCUAUUUAUAGAUUACUUAAGGAGUUGUUGCAUAUCUAUACACAGGCUAACUUUUAAGAGUACAUAUCUAUGAUUAGUUGGACUUCGUAUACUGCUAUAUUUUUUAUAGUCAGUGACUCAUUAAUAACUAGUUUACCUAAUAAGAGUACUGUGUUCACUGUUGAUUUGACUAAUAAACUUACUGUAUGUACAUAUAUUUUAACCAGUUAUUGACUCAUCAAUAACUCGUUUAGCUUGUGAGAGAAUCGUGUCCAUUGUUAGUUCGACUAAUAUACUAAUGCACACAUAAUUUUAUCGAUUGUUAGUUCGACUCAUAUACUAAUGCACAUGUAAUUUUAUCAGUUAUUGACUCAUCAAUGCCUAGUUGAGCUGAUGAAUGUGUUUAUGUCCAUUGCUAGUUCAACUGAUAUACUAAUGUACCUAUAACGUAUUUAUUAACUCAGAUAUCAUCUAACAUUUAAGUGUCAGUAAUUGAGCAGGGGUGAUAGCAUAUCAGUGCGCUAGCCCGAGUUCCCUCUGGCCCUGACACCUACACCAGACAUGGUGGCAGGGCCAGAUGAUACUCGGGCUAGUCAGUGUGCAUGUCACAUGACAUUCCAGUGUAGGAAAUGGUUGUUUAAUAAGCCCCUCUUGUGAAGAACCAUUUUUUUCUCAUUUAUUCUUACAAACAAAAUGCAUUAAUAAGUGACCCUUAGUAAGUUUUUACUACUCAUAAGCAUGUACGUAUACAUGUAAGUAUACCAGUAAAUUACUCAUCAUUGUUUCGUCUUUUCACUGUUUACUCCAUAUUAUUUUAAUGUAGUUUUAGGACUUACAUAAUUUGAGAACUUCUGAGAAUGAGAGGCAUUAUAUACAUAUAUCAUAUAUUCAUUAUUAGCUAGACUGAAUUACAGUUGUUUAGACAUAAGUAUUUCCUUGAAUUUAUUGUCGAUGUGUUCCCCGAAAUGUGAUCCCCUCUACAUGUGUCCCACCACCCCUGUAUGUUCUCCGACAUGUGUUCCCCUCCACAUGUAUCUCACCACCCCUGUAUGUUCUCCGACAUGUGUUCCCCUCUACAUGUGUCCCACCAUCCCUGUAUGUUCUCCGACAUGUGUUCCCCUCUACAUGUGUCUCACCACCCCUGUAUGUUCUCCGACAUGUGUUCCCCUCUACAUGUAUCUCACCACCCCUGUAUGUUCUCCGACAUGUGUUCCCCUCUACAUGUGUCCCACCACCCCUGUAUGUUCCCCGACAUGUGUUCCCCUCUACAUGUGUCUCACCACCCCUGUAUGUUCUCCGACAUGUGAUCCCCUCUACAUGUGUCCCACCACCCCUGUAUGUUCUCCGACAUGUGUUCCCCUCUACAUGUGUCUCACCACCCCUGUAUGUUCCCCGACAUGUGUUCCCCUCUACAUGUGUCUCACCACCCCUGUAUGUUCCCCGACAUGUGUUCCCCUCUACAUGUGUCCCACCACCCCUGUAUGUUCCCCGACAUGUGAUCCCCUCCACAUGUGUCCCACCACUCCUGUAUGUUCUCCGACAUGUGUUCCCCUCUACAUGUGUCUCACCACCCCUGUAUGUUCCCCGACAUGUGUUCCCCUCUACAUGUAUCUCACCACCCCUGUAUGUUCUCCGACAUGUGUUCCCCUCCACAUGUGUCCCACCACCCCUGUAUGUUCCCCGACAUGUGUUCCCCUCUACAUGUGUCUCACCACCCCUGUAUGUUCUCCGACAUGUGAUCCCCUCUACAUGUGUCCCACCACCCCUGUAUGUUCUCCGACACGUGUUCCCCUCUACAUGUGUCUCACCACCCCUGUAUGUUCCCCGACAUGUGUUCCCCUCUACAUGUGUCUCACCACCCCUGUAUGUUCCCCGACAUGUGUUCCCCUCUACAUGUGUCCCACCACCCCUGUAUGUUCUCCGACAUGUGAUCCCCUCCACAUGUGUCCCACCACUCCUGUAUGUUCUCCGACAUGUGUUCCCCUCUACAUGUGUCUCACCACCCCUGUAUGUUCCCCGACAUGUGUUCCCCUCUACAUGUAUCUCACCACCCCUGUAUGUUCUCCGACAUGUGUUCCCCUCCACAUGUGUCUCAUCACCCCUGUAUGUUCUCCGACAUGUGUUCCCCUCUACAUGUGUCCCACCACCCCUGUAUGUUCUCCGACAUGUGUUCCCCUCCACGUGUCUCACCACCCCUGUAUGUUCUCCGACAUGUUUUCCCCUCUACAUGUGUCUCACCACCCCUGUAUGUUCCCCGACAUGUGUUCCCCUCUACAUGUGUGUCACCACCCCUGUAUGUUCCCCGACAUGUGUUCCCCUCUACAUGUGUCUCACCACCCCUGUAUGUUCUCCGACAUGUGUUCCCCCUCUACAUGUGUCCCACCACCCCUGCAUGUUCCCCGACAUGUGUUCCCCUCUACAUGUGUCUCACCACCCCUGUAUGUUCUCCGACAUGUGUUCCCCUCCACAUGUGUCUCACAACCCCUGCAUGUUCCCCGACAUGUGUUCCCCUCCACAUGUGUCCCACCACCCCUGUAUGUUCUCCGACAUGUGUUCCCCUCUACAUGUGUCCCUUGACUAUUUGCUCUGCAUUGUCAGUAUGUAAUCUAACCAGACAAUAUAGAAAGUAAUCUGAUUAUAAUUCUCAUAUAAUUCCCGUUGGUGUAGUGAUAGCAAGAUCAAUGGUUGUGAUGUCACUAAAUAACAUUUUUUCAGAAGUCACCAAAUCAAGAAUAACUUUGAUGUCACGAAAUUUUGUGCAACGAGAUUAAAAACCCGAUUGAUCAAUUUAACUUUCCAACAAUUUAUGUAGUUUUGUUGCAUGAAAUGUGAAUGAAUAUCACUACAGUGGAAUAUACUGAUUAAAAUGUUGAAAUUAAA